Bactrocera tryoni is the source of this 1851-nucleotide messenger RNA. It is a transcript of the gene Ada3, whose product is annotated as transcriptional adapter 3-B. The transcript has a single exon. Gene Ontology annotation, biological process: regulation of transcription by RNA polymerase II. Lineage: Eukaryota; Metazoa; Arthropoda; Insecta; Diptera; Tephritidae. Gene Ontology annotation, cellular component: SAGA complex. The record is from RefSeq and is a predicted model, not a curated record. Gene Ontology annotation, molecular function: transcription coactivator activity. Bases 98 to 1558 code for a protein of 486 amino acids.
AAUAAAAUCAUUCUCAAUCAAUACAACGUAGAUUGUGAAAAGACUGCAAUAAAAACUUUUAAUUAAAAUAAAUUUUUGGCACAAAUAUCCGCAAAAUAUGGCAACAAGUAAUAUAAAAGGAGUUAAGGCGUCAAAUUUCGGCGCCAGCUCAUCAGGUGGUGGUAACAGAACUGGUGGAAAAACCGGCCCGGUUUCGACAACGUCUCAGCCUGAUGCUGACGCCAGUAGCGUUGGCAUAAACAUACCACUAAUAAAAACUAAAGACAACAAUAAACAACUACCGACAUAUCACGCGGCGCUGCAACGUUCAGCCGAUGACUAUUUGGCGGCAGAGGAAUUAGACAAUAUACAACUAGAACUUGAAACAUUGCUUUCGAGUGUUGCCCUACGUUAUCGCGUACUCAAGUCAGAAUAUGAGAGUUUGGACAAAGAUGAACGACGAAACGAACGCCGCACGAAGCAUGGUGCUAGUGGCGAAACACAAACAGCCAAUGUAAAUAGCUCGUCCAGCGGUAAACGUAAGCGUGAGGAAACAUCAAGUGUACGUAAACCCAAACACACACCCGCCUCGUCACUAAAACACACAAAACAUGCUAAAAACAGUCCAGUUGCGCCGAAUACUGAUGACAGCAUGGACUAUGUACCACCGACCGGUUCUCAUGGUCAUGGACAAAAUCGUGAUCAUCAUCUGCAAAAAGUCACACUACCCAAAAAUGAUACGCCAAAUAAAUUUUGGCUUUCCGUCGAGCCAUAUUGUAUGCCAUUAACAAAUGAAGACCUGCGUUUGCUUGAUGAUCUCCUGGAACAGUAUUCUGGACCACUAGUGCCACCUAUACCCGAACUGGGACCGCAUUACUCAACAAUAUGGGCUACGGAAGAUAUGAAGGAAGUGCAACAAGCUUCAAAUCCCAACACUAAUUCAAAUCGUUUAAAACCGCAAAAUAAUGCUGCAAGUGGUAUGCUUAAAAAAGCUGAAUCCAUGAUGGAUGAGUGUGUUACUGGGCCUUUGACACAACGUUUAGUGUCGGCGUUAUUAGAAGAGCAGUUGAUACAAAAUCCCAGCGAACUAGCGGCAUCGGCCGUGGCUGAUAGCAGUAAUAGCAGUAGUGAAAAUACACACUCCUCCGCUCAAAUGAAUUUCCGUUCGCUGUCGUUACUACGCAAUUGUAUUGAUAUUGAAAAACGUGUCAAAAGAGAACUAAUCGAGCAAGGUAUAUUGGACUUGAAUGACUUUCCAAAUAAUGAUGAAGAUGAAAUACAUGCGGAAAUAAAACGUUUAAUUUCCGAAUUAUCAGCAAUAGCUGAGUACAAUGGGGCUGCGUUGAAAAGGCUACAUGAGUCUGCCGCUGAGGAAAUAAAGCGUUUGGAAAUCAAACGUAAACUCGACACGGUUGACCAAGAAAUACUCGAGGCUUAUAAACGCACAAUGCAAAAUAAAGCCAAACGUAAGCCGAUUAGCUUUGAGGAACAGCAGGAAAUACAUCGAUUAACAGCUGAGCAAAAAGCACUUUCCGAUCAGCUCGAACGUUUACAGGCAAAUUGUUUUCUAUACGAAUAGUUUUGGGCCACCACUGGUGGAGAGCAAACACCAUCAGAACCGCGCUUGACAAGUGCAACACCUGAACGCUCUAUACUAGUGGCACUUUUAAAUGAAAAUUAGUAUAAACACUUAACACAAUUUAAUAACUUUAUAAUAUAACUCUUCUUAUUAAAAAAAUGUUGCUGUAUUUAAAAAUAUUAAAUGAAAUUCAAACUCACCGCGGUAUAAGGAGUGACCGCACCUCUGCACUGUACAACAAAUAAAAACGUAAUAAAGAGACCUAAAUGCUGAAAUACUGAAGACUACAGAAA